UUAAAUGCAAAAAAAUUGACAUCUUAUGAUUUGAUCAGAACAAAGUAGAAAUACAAAAAAAGAAAUAAAUUGAGAUAUCCUAAGGGGUUGUAAAUAUGUUUAUCAGUUGUUGAGUCUAUUUGAUUGAAUAAUCUACAUACAUACACAUAAUAACGUGUGAUAAAUGUCAAACAAUUAAAAUACGAGUAAUUAUUGUAAAAAGAGGUUAUGGUUCCAUAGAUACGGUGUAUAGUUUUAUGCACAUCGAAUCAACUAAGUGCUUUUUUUUUAUUGGUAAAAAGAGUGCUGAGUGUGGGGAGACUAAUUUGUUGGUUUAACGAUCAUAUGCAUGUUAUGAUUAGAUAUUCGCUCCGGAUUAACUCAGUCGUUAUAUCCAAUUUUGAAAUUCUUUAUCUUAAUUUCUAAAAUAUCAAUUACUAUUUCCAUUGCAGUUUUUUUUGGAUAUUAUUAUUCUAAAUUAAUAAUUUCUCAGAAAGUAAGAAUGGUUUUAUUAGGAGAACAAUUUCCAAAUUUUAGUGCUGAGACGAGUAUGGGAACAAUUCAACUUCAUGAAUGGCUUGAUAAUUCAUGGGGAAUUUUAUUCUCUCAUCCCAAUGAUUUUACACCGGUAUGUACGACUGAAUUAGCACGAGUUGUUCAAUUGUAUCCUGAAUUUCAACGAUUAGGGGUCAAAGUUAUUGCGUUAUCAUGCAAUUCUGUUGAAUCUCACAUCACUUGGAUUGAGGAUAUUAAAAGUUAUACAAAGAUGCAAGUAUCUAAAUUUCCAUAUCCUAUAAUUGCUGAUGAAUCUCGUACCAUAGCAACGUUACUGGGAAUGUUAGAUCCUGAUGAAGUUGAUGACAAUGGGAUUCCAUUAACGGCUAGAGCAGUAUUUAUAAUUGACCCACUCAAAAAAAUGCGUUUGUCUAUUUUAUAUCCUGCUACAACUGGACGAAAUUUUGAUGAGAUUUUACGAGUUAUUGAAUCAUUGCAAUUGACCGAUAGGCAUCGUGUUGCUACUCCAGUCGACUGGAAGAAAGGUGAGGACGUAAUGGUUCUUCCAACUAUACCUCCUGAAGAAGCCAAAAAAAUAUAUGGUGAUAAGAUGAAAUUAAUAAAUGUACCUUCUGGAAAGCAAUAUUUACGUAUAGUAGCACAGCCUACAGAUAGUUCAUAAUCUAUUGAAUUCAACGAAAAGAAUUAUAUUUUUUAAUAAAAUAAUGAUUAUAAUAACAGUGAAAAUUAUGAAUUUUCAUAUUAACUGCAUUUUGUUAUACUUUUUUUUAUAAAUAAACUUAUUGGAGUAUUGAA
Chelonus insularis is the source of this 1290-nucleotide messenger RNA. RefSeq names its product Peroxiredoxin 6a (gene Prx6a). The coding region runs from base 482 to 1156 and encodes 224 amino acids. Gene Ontology annotation, molecular function: peroxiredoxin activity. The transcript is spliced from 5 exons. The record is from RefSeq and is a predicted model, not a curated record. NCBI's taxonomy places the organism in Eukaryota, Metazoa, Arthropoda, Insecta, Hymenoptera, Braconidae. Gene Ontology annotation, biological process: cell redox homeostasis; cellular oxidant detoxification. Gene Ontology annotation, cellular component: cytosol; mitochondrion.